Mytilus californianus (California mussel) is the source of this 2840-nucleotide messenger RNA. RefSeq lists its product as uncharacterized. The record is from RefSeq and is a predicted model, not a curated record. The transcript is spliced from 6 exons. NCBI's taxonomy places the organism in Eukaryota, Metazoa, Mollusca, Bivalvia, Mytilida, Mytilidae. Bases 94 to 2388 code for a protein of 764 amino acids.
UUUUUAGAGUAAUCACGUGAAAAAGAUAUCUGUAUAAAACUCCUUCUGUAGGACUUUUGGAAGCCAUAUAAGCAUAGGCAUUAAGCUGCAGUUAUGUCAGUCAACCAACAACAGAAGCGCGCAAUGAAGCGCCUUAUGCAAGAUUAUGAUGAAAUUCAGAGAGAGCCAGUGGAAAAUGUAUCAGCAGCUCCAUUGGAGGAAAAUGUGUUUGAAUGGCACUGUAACUUCAAACAUGACGACAUAAUUUAUCACUUACUACUACUGUUUACAGACAAAUAUCCAUACGAAAGUCCGAGUGCAGAAUUCGUACCAGUUGGUUUCCAUUACAACAGCGGAGCAACAAAACAAGGAAAGAAAGGAACCAAAGUUUGCUUGAAUAUAUUUUCUGACUUUGCUGAUAUUCAUACAGAAUGGAAAGAUGAGAAAUCUGUUGGUUGGUCUCCUGGUUACACAGUACAGACAAUUCUACUAAACGUAGUUGCUUUUCUUGCCGAGACGCAAUCCGGAAGUAGUUGGUGGUGCUUUAAUUCAAAUGACCAUAACUUGAAAUUAUCGAAGUCAUUCUCGUGCAAGGACUGUGGUCAUAAUUAUAAAAAACCGUUUCCACCCAUCAAUGCAGGAAAACCUGAAUUGCCUUUAAAAAAGCAAGACUCCAAAAAGGGGAAGAAGGUUGUGCCGAAAGCAGAUUCGUCAAAAGAAGUUAUCAUUGACUAUAUGUCCAAGGAACAAUUUUCUUUAGCCGUCCCAAAAAGUGACGAAGAUCUAUUUGGUUAUGGACUGAUUGUGUCUGGACCGACACAUAGACCAUCUCUUACCACACCUUGUGAGUUUCUGAAACAAGAGUCAUUCACAAGCAUGAACAAAGCCAUGGGUUGCGUCAAAAGUGUAAUGAAAGAAGAUGUAAAAUUCUUUCUUCCGAUGUACAUCCAUCCUCCACAUGGUGAUAAAAUAAAACAGACAUUUGAAAAUUCAUUAGUCCAGGUUGCUGGAAUACUUAAGAGCUGUAACCCGAAGAAAACUCCAAUAGAAGAAAUUGUCAUUCGUGUCAUACCAAACUUAAUGAGCGCCACUGUAGUAGAAUUUUCUAAAGGAACUCAACAUACAAGCGACAAUAGUCUGAAUGGAUAUUUCUCCCUACACAGAUUACUACUAUGGGCAUUAGAAAUCUACCCAAAUCUUCAAAAACUUAUUGACGAUCGUUUGAAGGAAUUCAUAGAAAACGAAGACAGACGAACAAAGAAAGCAUGUCCACAUAUAGGAGAGUGGCUGAUGUUACUAGCUGCAUCUUCGAAAUUUAGAUGGCAAGAUGCAGCAAUGGCGUAUAUGUCUGAGAGCUGGAGACGACAUGUAAUGUGGUAUGUUAAAGAAGACUCUAAGCUUGGUUUCCUGGACACAGACAAAGACUACAGAAUCAAACAAACAUUUGAACGCACAGCUGUUAGCAGAAAACUUUUAGCCUUUCAGGUUUUGUUUUUGGAUAUCGCCGUGCCAAAGGACAAAACAAGAACGGACUUGAUCAAAAGAUACGACGCAAACCUCGGUUUUCCUACAGCAGACAUGGUGAAAGUGAUGAAAGAAUCCAUUGAAAAAUUGAAAAAUGUCAAAACGUACAAGGAUUGGUUCGAUGUCCUGAAAGUUAAACCUCUUAGUGAACAAGAAAUUUAUGAUAAACUGUUAGAUUCUGUAAAUUAUUCACUAAAGACAGAUGGUUACAGAUGGACAUUUUGGAAGAACGCUGGUGGAUGGAUGGAAGUUUUAAAGCGAUAUCCGAUAGAAAAGAAACCUAAAGCUGAGAAGGAUAAAGCAAGUACAUCUAAAGGCAAACCAACCAAGGAAGAUGAAACGUCAAAGAAAGGUAAAGGUCAAGGAAAGAAAUCAAAGGAAGAAGAUAUUGAAGAACCAAAACCAAAAGGUCGGGGAAAGAAAGCUAAACCCGAAGAUGUCGAAAUUGAAGAACCAAAACUAAAAGGUCGGGGAAAGAAAGCUAAAGCCGAAGACAUGGAAAUUGAGGAACCAAAACUAAAAGGCAGGGGAAAGAAAGCUAAAGUCGAAGAUGUGGAAAUUGAAGAACCCAAGGCAAAGGGACGGGGAAGAAAAGUUAAAGACGAAGACAUGGAAAUUGAAGCACCAAAACCAAAAGGCCGGGGAAAGAAAUCUAAAGUCGAAGAUGUGGAAAUUGAAGAACCCAAGGCAAAGGGACGGGGCAGAAAAGCUAAAAUAGAAGAUAUGGAAAUUGAAGAACCAAAACAAAAACAAAAAUUUCGGGGAAAGAAAGCUAAAGAAGAACUUAUGGAAGUAAAAACACCCACAACGCCCGUCAAAGGCCGAGGAAAGCGUAAAGCUGAAGAUUCACCAGCGAUUGGACGUAAAGCUAAGAAAGCCCGUUGAAAGAGAUGAAUAAGUUGAACUUGGUGUUGUAAUGGUUCUAAUAUAUUUGUUGUGAAGUAAUAACUGGUUGUAUUACCUUGCCAACUUGAUGGAUAUUUAUUACUAUAUGUAUAUGACAAUCAUUGGAGACAAGUCUUCUGUGUAUCCCGAUAAUGUUGUAACUUACAUUACUGCAGUGACAUUACUUAUGUAGUUUAAAUCACCUACAAAAACGUUUAUAUGUAGUAUUGUUAUGGAAAUAACAAACAUAGAUACUAAUUGUUAUGGAAAUAACAAACUUAGAUACUAAUUGUUAUGGAAAUAGCAAACUUAUAUACUAAUUGUUAUGGAAAUAACAAACUUAGAUACUAAUUUGAUUCUCAGCAGUGUAAAGUAACAUAGUGAUAUAAUUUACUGGGGUUAACUAUUUUAAUGCUAGCUGAAAAUUUGUUUUGAUUAAAAAAUAUAUAUUU